Messenger RNA from Daphnia carinata, 1540 nucleotides. RefSeq names its product repressor of RNA polymerase III transcription MAF1 homolog (gene Maf1). The transcript has 6 exons. Gene Ontology annotation, molecular function: RNA polymerase III core binding. NCBI's taxonomy places the organism in Eukaryota, Metazoa, Arthropoda, Branchiopoda, Diplostraca, Daphniidae. The record is from RefSeq and is a predicted model, not a curated record. The coding region runs from base 482 to 1192 and encodes 236 amino acids. Gene Ontology annotation, biological process: negative regulation of transcription by RNA polymerase III. Gene Ontology annotation, cellular component: nucleus.
UGUUUUGCUCUUGGUGAUUGCCGCCAACUUUUCUGCGUAGUUACAUAUCCCUAGAUUACUGUUUUGAGAGCGCAGUGUUUACUGCUAAUCCCCUGUUUUACAAAAAUCCCAUACAAAUUCAUUGCUAGAAGAAUCGUUUACAGAAAAAUACAUACUCUGUCAGUACGUGAAAUUGUACAGUGUUUCUUCAAUCGUCCAGUGAUCUCUCUCUCCGAGUCUGUGUGUUUCAUUUUGCCAUUAAUCAAAUCGUCAAUGUGGAGUUCAUCUAAAAGACACAGUAGAAAAAGCAACAUAACACAGAAACCACAAACGGUGACAAUAACACUGGGCCAUAGCUUUUGUGUCAUGGAAACAGUCAGUCUUUGCACAAAAAAAGGUGUAUUUUGUCAUCCAAGAAGUGUUCUUAGAAACUGAAUAGAAGCAACUAUUGUGCCUGUGACUUAUUGCUCUAAAAUUUUGUGAGAAAACUAAUAACUUGAAGAUGAAGCUUUUAGAGAGUAGCCGUUUUGAACAAGUAAACUCUGCGCUUAACAUGUUUACUGGAGAUUGCAAUAUUAUUGGAAGGAUUGAAAGUUAUUCAUGCAAGUUGGCCGGGCAUGAAAAACAACUCUACAAGCGUUUCCAUUCAGAGGCGGGCGCUGGUCCGCACGAUCUCCAAGUGUUAUCUGCGCCUCAAACUGCGCUUGCUGUUUCACCAACUGGAGGUUACUUUACUAGCCAGAGUUGCAGCGUUUCAGGAGAUGAAGAGGGCCCGUUAUGUGACACAAUAAGCCGCAAAACAUUAUUUUAUCUAAUUGCUACGCUGAAUGCCUCCUUUCAUCCAGACUAUGAUUUCUCUUAUGCUCGCAGUGAAGAGUUUAGUCGGGAACCAUCGGUUCAGUGGGUAAUGAAUGCAGUUGAUAAUAACCUCAGUGCCACAGCCGGAGAUCUCUAUAAUUCAAAGUUACAUGCCCAGCUGUGGGCCGCUAUUAACGACGAAAUUAACUUGCCUGAAUGUGACAUUUACAGUUACAACUCAGAUCUAGAGUCUGAUCCUUUUGGUGAAGAUGGCUCUUUGUGGUCGUAUAAUUACUUCUUUUACAAUCGGAAACUAAAACGCAUUGUUUUCUUAACUUGCAGAGCUGUCAGUUUGAACCACAUGGAUCUGAGUUCCGGCGGAGAGUUCACAAUGGAUGAAGAAGCCUUCCUAUAGAGCGGGAGCAAAAAGCCAAUAGCAACGCAGAACUAAACCCGACUCUAAUUUCAAUGUUUUAAUAACAUUAGUCGUCAAAAUUUUAACGUUUUCGAUCUGUGUUUUAUCUAAUUUUUUUACACGAUAAAACGAUUAAGAUUCUUAGUGAAGCCCGUACAAUCGAUCAGAUUUUUCAGUAUCGUCUGAUGCAUGUCAGGCAUUGUUUACGGGGUAUCCCUCGAAUAUCUGUCUUUCCGUGUCUAUUUUCCGUAUCUCCCCAUUUAAUUUAAAAAUAAAACGCAGUUAUUUUAAAAUUUUUUGUCGUCGAUUAACGUCAAAUGCGAAUACACGGAAACAUAUUUACCUGAA